AUGAUUUCCAUCUUUGUUUACCCCAUUAAGGCAUUACAUAACUACACAGCCGGGAACUGCCCUGCCCGAGGGGAAACGCGGCCUCCGGGGGUGACACAAAAGUGCUGGGGCCCUGAUGGUCAGAGGACAUGCACAGGCCUUCAGCAGGAGAGCGGUGUGUGGGGAAAAACGAGCCCUACCAAGGAAUCUCCGCCUCCCCAAAACACACCAUUGAUUUCACCAGAAAUCGUUGCACAGAUUGAUGAAGAUAAUUCCAGAGGAAACCAGCCCUCUCUGCCUAUGCAGGCCCUCAUCCCCCAGCCCAGAGCUCGUCACACGAAGCCGUCGUGUCCUAACCACGGGUCAGCCGUCGUUGGCAGAACAUUUUUGGUGCUUCCCAGCCGAUUAGCGAUUCAGGCGUCCUUAGAAGACAACGCCAUGUCACCAUCGGACUCUCCCAGCCCAAACCAGUGUCCAAGCCAGCAGAGAGGCUUUGCCUCCAUCACUGUCACAGCCAGGCGCGUUCCUGUGGUCUCUGCAGACAUCGCACGUGCCCCUGGGGCUGGCCAGGAGCCCAACGCCGCGUCCCCCACGUCCAGCAGAGUCCCUGCUGUCCUCAAGCGCUGGCCUCCCCCAGCCCACGCAAACCAACCUCCUUUAAAGCUUUCCAAGUCUUGCUCCAUAUUAGGUGAAGGGCCCCAAAAGCAGCUGUUUGACCCCGGAAUCAAGGAGGAUGGCGUGGCUCUUCAAAGCAGUGACGGGAGGCAGAAAAUGCCGCCCUCGUUCAUCUCCUGUGUCCACCUCCAGGUGUCCCAGCCGUGUCCCAACACCAUCUAUUAUCUAGACAAGUCGCUCAACGUGCGCAUUGACCAGCCUCGAGUGAAAUGCCAAAAAAUGUACAGAUCCACGUUGUCCUUGAGCCUCAAGUGCAGUUUGUCCGGAUUAACAGCAGAUGGAGUAGAUGGCAUAGCUAAUGGAGAGCCCAUGGAGGAGAGAGCUCCAAGGGAGCUCCCAGGAGCAAACGGGGCUCCGCUCAGAGCACACCUGAGCGCAGACUUCACGGGAAAUAAGGUAAUCAAGAAGGAAAGAACAAAGGAAGGACGUUUGGGUAGUAAAUACCCUUUGCAAAGCGUCUUUGCCUCGGGACUUCCAGCAUUUGUGGAUAUUCCCAGAGGACCUCUCAAGGCAGCAGCAGCAAAGGAAGAGGAUGAGCAGCCUGGCAGACACCACGCUGUGUUUUCUAUCCAAAUUCCCAAUUCAAGCAGUGAGGCAGGAACACCAAUGCUGUUGGGAAGCAGGAAGAGGAGCAGCACGACAGCCCCUGGCUCCCUUCCAGAUGAAGCCUCCAGAGAAACCACUGCUGCUGCUACUGAUGGCCCAUCCAACAGGGCAGAUCCCUCCAAAGAUACCUCCAAAGCCAAAGAGAUCCAAGCACAGGGUGUCCUGAAACCAAAAAUGUCCGUCUCCAGCAGUGUAUGCAACAUAAAGGCGUCAUCGAGAAUCCUCGGGGAAGAAAAUGUUCACGGGCAAAAGCAGCUCCUAAAAAGCAAUUAUGAAUUCCCUGGUUCGAGGGACAGAACAAAGGAGCUCGAGGCGCAGGAGGAGCGGGAGCGAGGCAGGAGGAUGGCACUGGCCAGGGUGACACUGUCCAGGGUGACACUACCCAGGGCCCGCUCUCCAGCUGUGACCUGGGACAAAAACCUGCUCAUCUGCCCAGAACCCAGCUCCCAGCUGGAGAAAACUCCAGCAGCUCCAUGGACACUGCGGGAAGCCCUGGAGAUCCACAACCCUCAGUUCAUCUCCCGCUCCCAGAAGAGGCUGAAGAGGCUGGAGCUCAUGGUGCAGCUGAGGAGGGCCCAGCAGAGGGAGGCUCCUCCAGGCACUCCCCGAGCGCCUGCUCGCAAGCUCUCCACAUCCACCCCCAGCAAAAAGAAGCAAUUCACCAUCCCCGACCCGAUCAGCGAUAACCUCUUCAAACCAAAGGAAAGAGUCAUUCCCGAGAAGGAGAUGCACAUGAGAUCUAAAAGGAUUUAUGACAAUUUGCCUGAGGUUAAAAAGAAGCAAGAAGAGAAACAGAAGCGGAUCAUCAUCCAGAGUAACAGGCUGCGUGUGGAGAUGUUUAAAAAGCAAUUACUGGACCAGCUCCUCCACAGAAACACGGAGUGACAAAGGAUCUCUUGCCCAUCUUCCUAAUUGGAUCUUGAAUGCCUUUGACUGCUAGAUAAGCCAUAAAAUUAACUCUUAUCUCAAUUACCUGGAGGUAUUUUUCUUAUCUUUGGCUCUUUGUAUAAAGAAAGAUCAUUUAUGUUUCAAUUGAUAUUUUAAGGCAACUUUCAAGUAAUCAAAACCAGCCUAAAAGGGAGCACAGCUGUUCCAGAGCAUCACCUUUUGGUCAGUUUACCCACAGGAAAUAAUUUUAAGAAUUUUUAAUGCAAAUACUGAAUUACAGGGGUAUUAUUUAUCUUAAUCUUUUUUUUUAAAAAAGCACACUUCUCUGUAGCAAUAGCCCGGUGUUUGUAAGAUAUGGAAAACUUAUUUCUCUGAAGUAUUUUAUUAAUUGAUUUCCCGUGAGUUAAACCCUCGAAGAAAACUGUUAUUUGUUAUGUUUAGGAACCAGUUGAAACAGCAUUACCACAUCAUCAGAGCAACAGCAGUUUCACAUUAAUACUUAACAUUCCAAAAGGGACCAAUAUUUCAGCUUUCUGAGGAACUCCAUUCCUGUUCAUGGAGUGAAACUACCUGGCCAGCUCUGCCACUACAAAAACAAUAUUUAAAUAUUUGUUUGUAACGCUUUUUCACGUUUUUCCUCGUCACAAACGUUUUACUCCCCUUCUGUGAGCACGAGGUAUUUCUAGAAAAGGCAGAUGAAGGAGCGGUGCCAAGAAGGAUGUUUGCAUCAAAACCUCGCAGAACUCAAACCAGCUGUCACGUUUCCUCCCGAAAAAAUAUUUAAAUCUUUAUUUGUACGUGUUGGAAGUAAAAACAAGCAGCUCGCUAAGCAGUGGAGUUUAUUUAUGGAAUAAAGUAUGAGGAGAAUAUUGAUCCAACCGCCGGGUUUUUAUUUGGUGCUGUUAAAUAUAACACAAUUAUUGAAACUG
Hirundo rustica (Barn swallow) is the source of this 3077-nucleotide messenger RNA. It is a transcript of the gene C8H10orf90, whose product is annotated as chromosome 8 C10orf90 homolog. The transcript has 10 exons. Gene Ontology annotation, biological process: regulation of centriole replication. The record is from RefSeq and is a predicted model, not a curated record. Gene Ontology annotation, cellular component: centrosome; cytosol; centriole. Lineage: Eukaryota; Metazoa; Chordata; Aves; Passeriformes; Hirundinidae. Bases 1 to 2145 code for a protein of 714 amino acids.